GGACCGGCCUGAGCUUGGAAUUGGAUUUUUUUGUGUUUCUUUUGAAACUUUCUGCAGCUCAACUUGUUGCAGCACAGUAACAGAUAUUUAUAGCCAUAGAGCAUAUAACUUUCACGCCUGGUUUUUCCAAUUAGGCUUUGUUAAAACAGUGAAAGCCCAUCCUUACCUAACGUCACUGAGAAAACAGACAAUUUUUGCCUUGUAAUCAAAGGAUUGAUGAAAAAGGAUCAGAAAUCGUGUUCAAAUCAAGAAAUGGAGCAAAUCCAAAUCUCUAAACCUUCUUUUCCAAUUCAAGCAUUCAAGAGCCACACGGGGUUGGUUUACCCCAAUCUGCAAGACAAAGCAAUUGUAGUAGAAGAGAAGCCUCGACUCUCAAGAAGAGCCUUAGCCUUGAAGAGACGGAUUGAUUAAAAAAAAUAAAAGUGCAUAUUUUCUUAAAUUUAGAAAAGAACGUGCUAAUUCUUUAGGUUUGAUAAACCCCGACAAAAGGACAAAAGAAGUUCAGUGGACUUUGCUGGAAAGGGAAAUUGAUGGACUGUUUGGUGUGGUAGGCAUCGGGCUUUUCGUAGACUGCACUUGAAAAUCUCCAAAACGGUGCGUAUAAAAUGAGGAGGUUCUCUGCUUUCUGCUUCAACGGUCAAGCAUUCAAGAGAAAUCGCAGGCAUAAACAUUCUCGGAGAUCCACAGCAACAAUGGAGAAUCCUCAGGUGAAUAAUGGCAAUGAGAAAUUAGAGAUUGUAAACCAAAGUAUGGCUAGUUCAAGUGGCAAUGGUGCUACCAAUGUCAUAAUAAACCAUGACUUCUCUGGAGGACUGCACUCAUGGCACCCAAAUUGCUGUGAUGGCUUUGUGGUUUCAGCCGAGUCAGGUCGUCCAGGAUUUUUACCAAAGUCAGGUGGUAAUUAUGCAGUUGUUUCAAAUCGAAAAGAAUGUUGGCAGGGGUUGGAGCAAGAUAUCACAAGCAGGGUUGCUACAGGGUCCACUUAUUCAGUUUCUGCAUCUGUUGGUGUAUCUGGACUUAUUCAGGGUUUUGCUGAUGUCCUUGCAACUUUGAAACUGGAAUGCCGAGAUUCACCUACUCGUUAUUUGUUCAUUGGAAAAACUUCUGUGUCAAAGGAGAGGUGGGAAAAGUUGGAAGGCACAUUCUCCCUGUCAACCAUGCCUGAGAGGGUCAUUUUUUACUUGGAAGGCCCUUCUCCUGGAGUGGACUUACUUAUAGAAUCAGUUUUUAUUACCUGCUCCAGUCCAAGCGAGUUCGGGCAUGCAAGCAAUAGAUGUGACAACGCUGGAGAUGCAGAUGAGAACAUCAUCAUAAAUCCUAGAUUUGAGGAUGGCCUGAAUAACUGGUCUGGAAGAGGCUGCAAGGUUAUCUUACAUGAUUCUAUGGAAGAUGGGAAAAUUGUCCCCCAGUCUGGAAAAGUUUUUGCUUCUGCAACUGAACGCACCCAGAGCUGGAAUGGAAUUCAGCAGGAGAUAACUGGAAGAGUGCAGAGAAAGCUUGCUUAUGAAGCCAUUGCCGUAGUUCGGAUAUUUGGUAACAAUGUUACUAGUGCUGAUGUACGGACUACACUAUGGGUCCAAACACCAGAUCUCCGUGAACAAUAUAUUGGCAUUGCCAAUCUGCAGGCAACAGAUAAGGAGUGGGUACAGUUGCAGGGGAAGUUCUUGCUCAAUGGUUCCCCUAAAAGAGUAGUGAUUUACAUAGAAGGUCCGCCUCCAGGCACUGAUAUUCUUGUCAAUAGUUUUGUUUUAAAGCAUGCUGAGAAAAUCCCACCCUCACCUCCUCCAGUAAUUGAGAAUCCUGCCUAUGGAGUUAACAUAAUUCAGAAUAGCAAUCUGAGUGAUGGAACCAAUGGGUGGUUUCCUCUUGGUAAUUGCACUCUUACUGUUGCAACUGGUUCACCGCAUAUACUUCCUCCAAUGGCGAGGGAGUCCCUUGGACCUCAUGAGCCAUUAAGCGGUCGUUACAUCUUAGUCGCUAAACGCACUCAGACAUGGAUGGGCCCUGCACAGAUGAUCACAGAUAAAAUCAAGCUUUUUUUGACAUACCAGGUAUCUGCUUGGGUUAAGAUUGGUUCUGGAUCAACUGGUCCUCAAAAUGUGAAUGUUGCACUGGGAGUGGACAGCCAGUGGGUCAAUGGGGGACAAGUUGAGAUUAACGACGAUAGAUGGCAUGAAAUUGGUGGGUCUUUCAGGAUUGAAAAGCAGCCAUCUAAGGUCAUGGUUUAUGUCCAAGGUCCUGCUCCUGGUGUUGACUUAAUGGUUGCUGGGGUUCAGAUUUUCCCUGUUGACCGAGAGGCACGGUUCAAGCAUUUGAGGAGGCAGAGUGACAAGAUCCGUAAACGUGAUGUCACCCUAAAAUUCUCUGGUGUGGAUUCAAGCAGUUUACAUGGUACUUUCAUUAAAGUAAAACAAACACACAACAGUUUUCCUUUCGGUUCAUGCAUAAGCAGGACAAACAUAGAUAAUGAAGAUUUUGUUAAUUUCUUUGUGAAAAAUUUCAAUUGGGCUGUGUUUGGAAAUGAGUUGAAAUGGUACUGGACUGAGGCACAGCAAGGAAACCUUAACUACAAGGAUGCUGAUGAGAUGUUGGAUAUGUGUAACAAAAAUAACAUAGAAACCCGGGGUCAUUGUAUCUUUUGGGAAGUGGAAGGCACAGUCCAGCCAUGGAUUAAAGCUCUAAACAAAAAUGACUUGGCAACAGCUGUUCAAAAUCGUCUAACAGGUCUUCUCACUCGGUACAAAGGAAAGUUUCGGCACUAUGAUGUGAACAAUGAGAUGCUGCACGGAUCAUUCUAUCAAGAUCGGUUGGGUAAAGAUAUCCGAGUAAACAUGUUCAAGACUGCCAAUCAGCUUGAUCCAUCUGCUAUUCUGUUUGUGAAUGAUUAUCACAUCGAGGAUGGAAAUGACACCAGAUCAUCUCCAGAAAAGUACAUAGAACAGAUUCUUGAUUUGCAAGAACAAGGUGCUCCUGUUGGAGGAAUUGGAAUUCAAGGACAUAUAGAUAGUCCAGUUGGGCCUAUUGUAAGUUCUGCUUUGGAUAGAUUGGGUAUUCUUGGUCUUCCAAUCUGGUUUACAGAGCUUGAUGUGUCUUCCUCUAAUGAAUAUGUUAGAGGUGAUGAUUUGGAAGUUAUGCUGCGAGAAGCUUUUGCUCAUCCUGCGGUGGACGGCAUUAUGCUCUGGGGAUUCUGGGAGUUAUUUAUGAGCCGAGACAACGCUCACUUGGUUAAUGCAGAAGGUGAACUCAAUGAAGCUGGUAAAAGAUAUCUUGUUCUUAAAGACGAAUGGUUGACUCGUGCUCACGGACAUGUGGAUGAGCAAGGAGAAUUUGCAUUUAGAGGCUUUCAGGGUAGAUACACUCUGGAAAUUGUUACUCUUUCAAAGAAAAUUACAAAAACAUUUACUGUUGAUAAGGGAGACUCUCCACUUGUGGUAUCCAUAGACUUGAAGUAAGUUCUCCACAGCUUGCCGUUUAACCAAUAAAGAUUUGAUGAUUCCUUGUGUUUAUACUCGUUAAAAACUUCUGUAAAUAAAUUUAUUCUCUUUCUGAAUUUGUGAUUUUAAUAUUGUUUAUUUACAUUGUGUACACAAAUAUUUUACCUAAAGGACAAAAAGAAAGAAAGAGAGACAGAGAGAGAGAGAGAGAGAGAAAGAAAGAUAGAAAUCCCAUUUGUUAUCUUUGUUGUAUAAUUGAUAUACAUGGAAUAAAAUUGUAUUCUCAUAUUUGGUUAUGAGAUUA
Jatropha curcas is the source of this 3738-nucleotide messenger RNA. RefSeq names its product endo-1,4-beta-xylanase 1. Gene Ontology annotation, molecular function: hydrolase activity, hydrolyzing O-glycosyl compounds. The record is from RefSeq and is a predicted model, not a curated record. Lineage: Eukaryota; Viridiplantae; Streptophyta; Magnoliopsida; Malpighiales; Euphorbiaceae. Gene Ontology annotation, biological process: carbohydrate metabolic process.